AUGUGUUACUUCCUUACCGGCCUGGCCGAUGAGACCCUCACCGUGAAGCUCGGAGAGGAGGCACCGGCAACCUUCGUCGAAGUCUUACAAAAGGCGAAGAAAGUCAUUUAUGGCCAGGAGCUCCUCCGAACCAAGACUAGUCGGCUUGAGAGGCAGAUCGACCAGAAGAAAACAAACCAAGAGAGGAGGAAGGUUGAUUCCAAAUCAAAGGACAAGGGAUCGUCCUCUUCCGGCGGACGAACUGAGUAUCGUAGGUCGAAGAUCGGCCCCAGUCGAAGCCGACUUUACGAGCGUUAUACUCCAACCACCAUCCCCAUCUCUGAGAUACUUACAAACAUCGAGGAAAAUGGGAUGGAAAAUCUCCUCAAGCGACAUGAGAAGCUCCAAGGAGACCCACAAAAGCGCCAUAAGGAUAAAUAUUGUUGUUUUCAUCGCGAUCACGGCCAUAAUACAUCAAAUUGUUGGGAAUUGAAGGGCCAAAUUGAAGACCUCAUUCAAGAUGGCUACUUCAAAAAAUUUGUUGGAAAACCAAGGUCCAACUCAGUGGAGAAGAAAGAAGAGAGAAAGCGUUCAAGGACGCCACCUCGUCGAGAUGAUCGACCUGCGAUCAUCAACACUAUUUUCGGGGGCCAGUCUGGAAACAAAAGGAAAGAGCUAGCUCGCGAGGCCAAGCGCGAGGUAUGCAUCAUCAGGGACCAGAAACCGACUUGUUCCAUUACCUUCGACGAUACCGAUCUAGAGGGGGUCCAUCUGCCCCAUAACGAUGCACUUGUGAUCGCCCCCCUUAUCGAUCAUGUCCUGGUCAGAAGAGUAUUGGUAGAUGGAGGCGCGUCUGCCAACAUCUUGUCCCUCCCUACAUAUCUGGCCUUGGGAUGGACCAGGUCUCAGUUGAAGAAGAGUCCAACACCCUUGGUUGGAUUCUCUGGCGAAUCGGUCUCUCCAGAAGGGUGUGUCGACUUACCGGUUACAAUUGGGCAAGAUAGUACACAAGAGUGCUAUGCCUCCGCGCUAAAAAGGUCAUCAGUAUGCGCCCUGGAAGAACAAGCCAACUGGGACGAGUUGCUGGAGCCCGAGGCCGACCUACCGAAACCAUGA
Momordica charantia (bitter melon) is the source of this 1095-nucleotide messenger RNA. NCBI's taxonomy places the organism in Eukaryota, Viridiplantae, Streptophyta, Magnoliopsida, Cucurbitales, Cucurbitaceae. The record is from RefSeq and is a predicted model, not a curated record.